UCAUCGUACACAUCACGAAAUGUUUACAAAAAAAAAUUCAACACCCCCAAAAAUUACAAAUAUAUAAUAUCGCACAACAGGAGUAUUCCCUGCUCUCAACGUUUUAUUAUCAAGAAAUGGCGAACAAUAAAUUGAGGGUGAAGUUUUCCCUGAGUGAGCCCUCGAAUGUUGCAGUACAGGGAAAUAUAAACGUACAAUUACGAGAGGCAUAAUAAAUCGUAAUUAUUCUCUAUUCUCCCCCAACAAAAGUUCCGUAGAAAGACGCAAAUCGAAGGGGUGGUAUUGUCUCCAGACGGAUACAAUGGAAAAAAUUGUUUCGACUAUCUAGAGAAGAAUUUAAAGAAAUUCGUUGGGACAAUAGAAAAAGGGGAGAAAUAUCGUGGCACAUCGACAUAUGGUUGACAUUUUUAAUCAACGGUGAAUACUAAAUGAUGUGAGUGGAGUAUACGGAGUGAAUUGUCUUGUCAUUAUUCUGACUUCAGUCAAAAGAAACAACCGACAUGGCAAUAUUGAGCGAAAAUUUUCGCUUCCUUUAUUAUUUCGGUAUAUGGCCGUCAGUUUAUUGGCACUCGAGAUCCUGGAAGACUGCUGUCUAUUCCAUCUACACCAGCUACAUCAUCUCCAGUAUUUACUGGUUCACAAUAUCAGGGUCAAUCUAUUUACUCGUUAUAACUGACGACGUUGAGGACUUCUCUGAUGCUUCAUUUAUGCUGCUAUCACUGCUCGCUCUGUGCGCUAAAAUAGUUGUAACUAUUUCCAAAAGAUCGGAGAUCGUUGAAGUCAUAGCAGCCCUUGAAAAUUAUCCGUACAAACCGGUGGAUCCAGACACUCAGAUGGUGCAGGAUAAAGUCGAUGAAUACAUCAGAUUGUGUACAAUUAUUUAUGGUGGACUCGGGGAAGCUUCCGUGUGCUGUGGCACCAUUGCUCCUUUUUUUCAAAAUAUACCUUUUGGAUUUUUCCCGUAUAAAGCUUGGGUUCCUUAUGAUUAUUCCGAUCCUGGAAUUUAUUGGUUUACUUUUUGUCAGCAACUUGCCACUGUCUUUAUCGCUGCUAAUAUCAAUAUUGGGUUUGACACCGUUGUAUUUGGAUUACUCAUGCAAGUGUGCGCGCAAUUCAAGAUGCUGAAGCAUCGGCUGGAGAUGAUCAUCCAUGAAUAUUCUGAAGAGCGAAUCAUGACGGGGGACAAAAUCAAUUUUGCUCUCAUGAAGAAUUAUGAGGAAUGUAUCACUGAGUGUAUUAAAUCUCACGUUGCGAUAUUCAGAUUAUUCGACAAGAUAAACUCCAUCUUCUCCAGCUUAAUUUUUAUCCAGUACUCUGUAUCAUCGAUCAUCAUUUGUAGCUCUGUGUUGCUGUUAUCACAUAUUCCCGUAUCUUCUUCAAAAUUCCAGUUAAUUAUGAUGUACAUGUUAUGCAUGUUAUCGCAAAUUUUCAUCUGGUGUGCAGCUGGAAAUGAAGCGACUCUCGAAGGUCAAUCCAUAGCGAGAGCGAUCUACAAUACAGAAUGGUAUUACCUGACUGACAAUAUGAAGAAAAAACUGGAAUUUAUGAUGUUCCGUUCAAUGAAGCCAAUUAUCUUCGUGAGUUAUCACAUCGUCGUCCUCUCAUUGCAGUCUUUCUGCGUUCUCCUGAAAACCUCUUACACAGCCUACACGAUGCUGCAGCAAUUUUCUUAUUGACGUCGUGUCCGCGAUCACCAUUUCCACAUGUUGAAAAUGCAGAUGAAUAAUUAUUUUAUAUGACCCUAAUUGCAUCUUUAAAAUUAGAUCCAUUCGUGAUAUUUUAUUGUUUCCAUUGAAAAUGAAAAAUAGUACGAGCGAACUCUAUUUCUGUUUUUUUUUUCGAUUGUCAUUUCACUGGCAAGAAUUGAACGGGGGAGGG
Molecule: messenger RNA, 1878 nt
Organism: Fopius arisanus
Lineage: Eukaryota; Metazoa; Arthropoda; Insecta; Hymenoptera; Braconidae
Product: odorant receptor Or1-like
Exons: 5
Coding region: 501-1676 (391 amino acids)
Biological process (GO): sensory perception of smell; detection of chemical stimulus involved in sensory perception of smell
Cellular component (GO): plasma membrane
Molecular function (GO): olfactory receptor activity; odorant binding
Source: RefSeq, a predicted model, not a curated record